AUGACUAAACCCACAUCCGAGCCUUCGCCUUCGCGCGAUGCCCGGCCAAGCUCUCCGCUGACGUCCAGUGGAGAGGGGUCGGGGCCCGCCGAGAAAGCAGCGCCAGCCAAGACAGGCAAGAAGCUGCCUGGAUGGCUCGAUCAUUUCAAUGCGCGCGAUCUCAAAGUACUGUUUCGGUGCUCGCUGGCAGCAUGGGUCGCGUCGCUGUUGAUCUUUAUCACGCCGUCUCUAAGCACCAUUGGAACCGCGACGUUUUUCGCAACUUUGGUGCUGUUUAUGGUGCCCCCGACCGGAAUUGUCUUCAUCUUCCUUUUGGGAGCUCUCACCCUCGUUCUGGGUAUGGCUUUGGGCUGGGCCUGGGGCGUCAUCGCUAUGAAGGCUGCCAUUGCCGCAAGGCCGGCGGCUGAGACCCAGGCUAGGCUUCAGGCACUUGGCCAACUCGCUUAUAGCCAGGCUAAUGCCACCGGGCAGAGUGUGGCUGCUGUCCAGCAGGUGCUUGUUUACUCUGGCUUUUUGCUUGAUGCUCGCGUUACCGCCGUUUAUUAUUGUUUAAUCUGUCUAUUUAUCUAUUUAUUGGCUCGUCUUCGGGCAAAGAACCCUAAAUUCAUCCUGCUGCAGAUGUUUGGAACUAUUAUUGUCGAUGUUACUUUGACUAUUGGCCCACUGCUUCCAUCUUUCAAUGGAACGAUUCCAAAGGUCUUAGUCGAGCCAGCUGCCAUUGGAAUUGGACUGGGACUCGUCUCUCAUUUCAUCUUUUUCCCUCAGUCUACCUCUCACACCGUGCUUUACGGCAUGGAAGGGUUGGUGCGACUCCUCAAAGGCCCACUGAAUGCCACAGAAACCAGCCUUUUGAAGGGAGAAGACUUGGUGCUUAAGGAUUUGCUCAAGAUCAAAACGAAAACAAUCGCAGCUUACAAGGCCAUUGAACCAGCAAUCGGAUUUUUGCCUUUGGAUUUCUCUGUCGGCUGGUGGGGCGCCGACGAUGUCAAGAGCUUGAAGCAACCGCUACGCCAGGCGUUGAUGACUAACCUGUCAUUGCUGGAGGUCCACAUUGCACGCCUGGGAGGAGAAGCGAAACUGGAGAAAUUACGCCAACUGACCGCGAGUCGGGAAUCGGACACCGAAUCACAAUCCAAUGGCGACGAAAAGAAACGCCCGCGCGAGGUUGGUAUGCGCCAGCUGAUGCAGAGUGUCAACCUGGUUCAAGCGCUGCGAAGCCCAGAACAUGAAUCACUUCGAUCAGAAACCAUCGAAGCAUUGAAGGAGUCCAGCAAAGAUAUCCUUCCAGCUUGCCAGGAAGCCACUGAGAUCAUUGCCGAAUGUAUCCACAAAGUCAACAUGACUCGUUGGUUCGGCCGUUCGUCCAAAGAACACCUCGCCGAGUUGCACGAUCGCAGUCAGUCGGCACUGACGAAUAUCCAAGCUCUCCGUGCAUCAUUUGCAAAUGAAACCACCGAACGACUGAUCGAAACGCAUUCCCAAAUCUUCAACGAGAAAGGCGAGCUCGCCAAACUCGACGAGUUUUCAGUGCAUAGAGUGAGAGGUAUUGUCAUUGGAAUGAUUUACGAGGAGCAGCUCCUCGGAGUCGCCGAUAGUUGGGAGCGAGUCCUGGGACAAUUGACCGCUCUCCUGCGAGAACGUCAAAAGGUCCGCCUGUGGCUACCCAGGGGUUUGCGGUACGCCGUCAACUGGGUCCUUCGAAAAGAUGCGGUGGCACCUGUCAUUGUGGUCCAGAACCCGACUACCGACCCUGACGUUGCAGAGGCGCAGUCUAAAGCGGCACAGCAGCAUCUUCGCAUCAGCAGAGGCUAUCGUGUCAAACGACGCAGUGGCCUGGGCCGCGCCAUCAUUGGUACUUACCACUGGUUCAUCAGCUCGGAAGGUAUGUUUGCUAUGCGCAUGGUGGUUGUCACUAUCGCACUCUCCAUCCCUGCGGCCCUGCCGAACACCGCGGGCUUCUAUUACCGCGAAAAAGGACUGUGGGCCCUCAUCAUGGGGCAAACCACGUUGGUCAUCUAUAUGGCCGACUUCACGUUCUCCCUUAUUUGUCGAGCUAUCGGUACCAUCAUUGGCGGUGCCUUGGGCUUGGUUGCAUGGUAUAUUGGCUCAGGUCACGGCGAAGGUAAUCCAUACGGUCUCGCUGCUAUCAUGGCAGUUGUGAUCAUCAUCCUGAUGUGGGGGCGUAUCUUCGCUCCCCCUGCCAUGCUGCAAGCAAUGAUGAUGGCCGGUGCAACCUGUAUCCUGGUCGUCGGCUACAGCUACGAAGACACACACAUCCCCUCUUACGGCAAUCCUGGAUUCGGAUAUAGUGUCUUCUGGCGCCGACUCGUCCUUGUCCUCAUCGGAUCCGCAGGCGCAUUGAUUGUCCAACUAUUCCCGCGCCCACCAUCGGCCUCACGCCACAUCUGCAAAUCCCUUUCAAACGUCAUUCGCGAAUUAUCAGACCACUACGCCCUUCUCUUGACCUGCUGGGGCCAGGGACGAGACGAAGGCCUGGCAGCAGAGCAGCUAGCACUCGACCUCGCCAACAACCUCACCUCACUGGAAGGACCCAUCGCACUACUACGCUUUGAGUUCUCCGGUUCACCCUUCGACAGCGAGCGUCUAGGCCAAGUGAAAUCCCUAUGCCAAGAACUGAACCAAAACCUCGGCCGUCUGCUUCACCUUUCGGCUUCACUACCAGAACACCUCCAAAGCCGUCUGGCCCGUCAAGCAGGCCUCCUCGAUCACCGCAAUAUCGGCGAUGUCAUGGCCGUUCUGGGUGUCGUUGAGCAAUCACUCAAGACUGGUGAUCCUCUGCCCGAAGUCCUGCCUACGCCGCUGCUUAAGCGUUGUCAUGAUUUCUGGGAUAUGCGCCAUGUUGAAAUCUCGCUGAGUAAGGAGCUCAUUCGUGAUGAGAAUUAUCGCCGGUUCUGCGUGGCUGUUAGUGCUUACCUUAAGUUCCUGGCGGCGGUUGAUGAUCUGGUGCUUGUUAUGAAGGGUACUCUUGGUGAGUCUCAUAUUGUGGACCGAGACUUAGUGCAUGGCUUGGAGGAAAAUGUAUAG
This is a messenger RNA of Penicillium canescens, 3045 nucleotides long. RefSeq lists its product as uncharacterized. The coding region runs from base 1 to 3045 and encodes 1014 amino acids. The record is from RefSeq and is a predicted model, not a curated record. The transcript is spliced from 4 exons. Lineage: Eukaryota; Fungi; Ascomycota; Eurotiomycetes; Eurotiales; Aspergillaceae.